Messenger RNA from Penaeus monodon (black tiger shrimp), 594 nucleotides. Its product is annotated as protein bunched, class 2/F/G isoform-like. NCBI's taxonomy places the organism in Eukaryota, Metazoa, Arthropoda, Malacostraca, Decapoda, Penaeidae. The transcript has 2 exons. The coding region runs from base 1 to 594 and encodes 197 amino acids. The record is from RefSeq and is a predicted model, not a curated record.
AUGGCCAUCGCACAGCAGCGCCAGCCCAGCUCAGGUGCAGACGCGACGUCCAUGGCCAUCGCACAGCAGCGCCAGCCCAGCUCAGGUGCAGACGCGACGUCCAUGGCCAUCGCACAGCAGCACCAGCCCAGCUCAGGUGCAGACGCGACGUCCAUGGCCAUCGCACAGCAGCGCCAGCCCAGCUCAGGUGCAGACGCGACGUCCAUGGCCAUCGCACAGCAGCGCCAGCCCAGCUCAGGUGCAGACGCGACGUCCAUGGCCAUCGCACAGCAGCACCAGCCCAGCUCAGGUGCAGACGCGACGUCCAUGGCCAUCGCACAGCAGCACCAGCCCAGCUCAGGUGCAGACGCGACGUCCAUGGCCAUCGCACAGCAGCACCAGCCCAGCUCAGGUGCAGACGCGACGUCCAUGGCCAUCGCACAGCAGCACCAGCCCAGCUCAGGUGCAGACGCGACGUCCAUGGCCAUCGCUCCGUCGCACAGGCGCCGCCGCCGCCACGCACAGGCUUUGGGGCAAGAAAGUUCAGGCCUUUGUGGGAAGACUUUGUUAAAAUAUUCAAAUCCCCACAAAUCCCCGAAAUACCAAAAUCCCUAA